AGUUGCGGAAAUUGAGUCGGCACUUUGGUUCUCAAGGAGAAGUGGAGAUGUCGACUGUUGCGUUAUGGAAUUCUCUCGCCACGAACGGUUUGCCGGCUGCUGUUUCAGCAGCGCCGGCGCGCCUUAGUCCUCCGCCACUUUCUGUCGUUUCUGCUUGCCGAGUUUCUCAUGUGAGGAAGCCUCAGGUAAUUACAAUCUGUCAUCGGCCAACGCGGCCUUCCUUCCUGGUGCAGGCUGUCGCAGACGACGAGCUGGGGAGCGAGAAAAAGGCUCUGAAGGGAGCGCUUGGGGGUUUGGCAGUGGUUGAGGAGGAGACGAACGGUGCGGCUUCCGUGAUUCCUGAGCUCAAGCGAAAGCUCAUCGAUCAAUUAUUCGGAACGGAUCGGGGAUUGAAAGCGACGAGCGAGACGAGGGCGGAGGUUAAUGAGAUCAUCUCACAGCUCGAGGCCAAGAAUCCUACUCCUGCUCCUACCGAAGCCCUAAGCUUGCUCAACGGCAAGUGGAUCCUCGCGUAA
This is a messenger RNA of Phalaenopsis equestris, 515 nucleotides long. Its product is annotated as chromoplast-specific carotenoid-associated protein C1, chromoplastic-like. The record is from RefSeq and is a predicted model, not a curated record. Lineage: Eukaryota; Viridiplantae; Streptophyta; Magnoliopsida; Asparagales; Orchidaceae. Bases 48 to 515 code for a protein of 155 amino acids. The transcript has a single exon.